Messenger RNA from Sciurus carolinensis (gray squirrel), 7726 nucleotides. It is a transcript of the gene Dcp2, whose product is annotated as decapping mRNA 2. The record is from RefSeq and is a predicted model, not a curated record. Gene Ontology annotation, biological process: deadenylation-dependent decapping of nuclear-transcribed mRNA; nuclear-transcribed mRNA catabolic process, nonsense-mediated decay. The transcript is spliced from 12 exons. Gene Ontology annotation, molecular function: RNA binding; 5'-(N(7)-methylguanosine 5'-triphospho)-[mRNA] hydrolase activity; manganese ion binding. Lineage: Eukaryota; Metazoa; Chordata; Mammalia; Rodentia; Sciuridae. The coding region runs from base 469 to 1587 and encodes 372 amino acids. Gene Ontology annotation, cellular component: cytoplasm; P-body.
GCCUCGGGGUCCUGGGCUAAGGGAGCGGGUCGGAAGUGAACGGUCCCGCCCCUUCCCCCCUAGGUUUCGUCGGAGCUGCAGCCGCUGCCGCCUCCGCAGCCAGCUCUCCGGCUAGCCGGAGCCUCUUUUCUGUACCCUCCGUCCCCGGCCGCGCGGAGCCGGGAUGCACUGCUCCUGCUGUGGGUCCUCAUCAUGGAGACCAAACGGGUGGAGAUUCCCGGCAGCGUCCUGGACGAUCUCUGCAGCUGUGAUUUCAGAUAACCAAAAAACGUGUGAAAUGUACUUAAAAUAUUUCCUCGAAGUAAAAUUUGUGGUAGUUACCGAGUUGUCGCUGAGAAUAUAUGUGGAUUAUGAAGUCAUUUAGAUUACAACCGAUUUAUUUUGCAUAUUCCCAGCGAGGAAAGAGACAACGCAAUCCGAGUGUGUUUUCAGAUUGAACUUGCCCAUUGGUUUUACUUGGAUUUCUACAUGCAGAACGCACCAGGAUUACCUCAGUGUGGGAUAAGAGACUUUGCUAAAGCUGUCUUCAAUCAUUGUCCAUUUUUGCUGCCUCAAGGUGAAGAUGUGGAAAAAAUUUUGGAUGAAUGGAAGGAAUAUAAAAUGGGAGUACCAACAUAUGGUGCAAUUAUUCUUGAUGAGACACUUGAAAAUGUACUACUGGUUCAGGGCUACUUAGCAAAAUCAGGCUGGGGAUUUCCAAAAGGAAAAGUAAAUAAAGAAGAAGCUCCUCAUGAUUGUGCUGCUAGAGAGGUCUUUGAAGAAACUGGUUUUGAUAUCAAAGACUAUAUUUGUAAGGAUGAUUACAUUGAACUUCGGAUCAAUGACCAACUUGCUCGUUUGUACAUCAUUCCAGGAAUUCCAAAAGACACUAAAUUUAACCCAAAAACCAGAAGAGAAAUUCGGAAUAUUGAGUGGUUCUCUAUUGAGAAAUUGCCCUGUCAUAGAAAUGAUAUGACCCCCAAAUCCAAACUUGGCUUGGCACCUAACAAAUUUUUUAUGGCCAUUCCCUUUAUCAGACCAUUAAGGGACUGGCUUUCUCGAAGAUUUGGAGAUUCCUCAGAUAGUGACAAUGGAUUUUCCUCAGCUGGUAGCACACCUGCUAAACCUACUGUGGAAAAAUUGAGUCGAACCAAAUUCCGCCAUAGUCAACAGUUAUUUCCCGAAGGUUCUCUUGGUGACCAGUGGGUAAAACACAGACAGCCACUACAGCAAAAGCCAUACAAUAGCCAUUCUGAAAUGUCUGACCUUUUAAAAGCAAAGAAUCAGAGUAUGAGGGGAAAUGGCAGAAAACAGUAUCAAGACUCACCUAAUCAAAAGAAAAGAACAAAUGGUGUCCAUAGCCAGCUACCAAAGCAGCAGAAUCCCUUGAUGAAAUGUGAAAAGAAACUGCAUCCACGAAAACUUCAGGAUAACUUUGAAACAGAUGCUGUAUAUGACCUGCCUUGUUCCAGUGAAGACCAGUUUCUAGAACAUGUUGAGGGACAGUCUGUGGCAUGUAAUGGACAUUGCAAGUUCCCUUUUUCAUCCAGAACCUUUUUGAGUUUCAAGUUUGAUCAUAAUGCUAUAAUGAAAAUCUUGGACCUUUGAUAGCAACAGAUGUAUUAUAGAAGUCCCAAGAUCAGAGACCUGUUGUAUUUGAGCGGGUGUCUCCUCAAGCCUUACCUUUCUCAGGUAUUUUAAAGAAAUGCAGGGAGGCAGUGUUUCUGAAAGGAUUUUCUGUGCAGAAGAAAAGAGUAUAAAGAAGCAUGAGUUUGCACUGUAAAUGCAGUUAUAAUCUUUUAUACAGUUUUACCUUUUCAGUGUUUGAAACAAGUUUAAUUUUUUUGUUUUUUUGAAGGGCAUUUAUUUUUAUUCUGUGCGACUGGAUCUUAUUUUUUCUGGUCAAGAAAAUAGUGUUUGAGUCAUCAUUUAGCCAAGGUAAUGGGAAUGCUUCACCUACCCAUUACAGAGAUUGCAAUAAUCGUUUACUUACAUUGAAAUUAAAAAUAAUAAACUUAAAAUAUCCAGUUAUUAAGUGAACAUAAAAGCUGAAAUGUUGAUGUUGAUCGCAAGCCAUCUGUCUUGGUGGCAUUUUGUUUAUUUCUCUGCUUCUAACCACUGAGGCUCUCUAAUUCUCCUUUGCUUAGAGUUUUGUUGAAAGGAGUUAUUCAGAGUCAACAUGUUCAAUAUAAUAUUCAUGUACAAAAUGAACUCGUAGCACUUCAUAAGGAUAAAAUUGGCAGCUUAGAGGAGGGAUCCAGUUGGUGGGGAGUUGAUGCUGUGAUUUUGAGUUGUGCUGGGUACUUUCAGUAAACUUGUGAGUGCUGGAGAGAAAGCAAGGAGGCAAGGGCCCAGUAAGUAUUUUGGGUCAUGUCUUUACCAUCCUGCCUCCAACCCUUUAGCACUGUACAAUGAUUUUGUUUAUGUGAAAAUUUCUUAUAUAUUCCAGUUGUGUAAAUAUGUAUGGAAAAUUGACAUUAGUUUUACAUUGCACAUCUGUGUGAUCUGUGGAAAUUGAUGUUAUAUUAAGUUCCAGUUUUCAGUAGAGUGGAGUGAAAUGCUUUUAUUGGCAUGCUGAAGCCCCUGGAUGAUGGGCAUCAGAAGCAAAAGGGGUGUGCAGUUUACCUAAGAACAAAUAAAGCAUUUCACUAGGGUAAGAUCAAAGCAUGAAAGUAACAUACAUAACUCACUCCUAGGAAUGUAUUUUUCUCCUUUAGGAUUCUUAAAUCCAAAUAAGGAUGGUGAUACCCAUUUUGAGAAGGAUUUUCAGCUGUAAUUGAGGACAAUCACCUGAGCUUUAAGUAGGGAGAUACAUUUUGGCUGCAUCUGACCUCAUUGAAGAUAAUUCUUAGGGGUGGGGUGAGGGACAGUUUGAGUCUAUGCGUGUGUGUCUGUCAUAUAGGUUUUAAUCUUUUUACAUUUUUUACCAGUGGUAUCCACAAAAUAUAUUUCUGCUUAUAAAUGUUACUGUAGAAAUCUUUAUUCUGUAUAGGUAGCCUAUUUAAUUAGAGGUUCUGCUUAACCUGUAGGACUUUUAAAAGAAGGGCUUUUGUAAGGAUUCACUUUGUAUUACUACUUUGCUUUAGAUUUUAAAUGGUUUGAUUUUAAAGGAGAAAUUCUAUUUAUUAAUGAAAGUGUCACUCUUGGUGCUAAGCAGGAGAAUUCACAUUGAUAGCAGUGUUUUGAGAAUUAGGUUAUCUGCAAUCCUGCAUAUUUUAAUGUGACUAAUUUGUGAAUCCUUCUGUGACUUUUCCUUUUUAAUGCAUUAUAUGAUUAUGUUUGGAAGCUCUUAUUGUUCUUUUCAGAAAUACAGCUGCUUUACUCGGGUCUCCUUGAGCCAUUUUUAUAGUUGGUCCAAGCAUUCCAGGUUUCUGUUAAAUUGUUAAAGAAGUGAAAACAGUUUGCCUAGCAGAUGAAUCAUUUUCACUUGUUUACUGUCAUCUGGAAACCAUUUAAUUUUUAAUGUUUUAAUGUAUCUUUUUUUUUUGGCUUUUUAAAAUGAGUGCUUUGGUCAGUCCUUCUGGUGCCUAUAGGUUUAGACUUUUUAGCUGUCAAUACUAAAGCAUAAGCGAUCAGAGUUUUCAGAAGUAUGGACUCUGAGUAUUUUCAAGAACCAACAAAUUAUCUUUAAUUACAAUAGUUAUUGCUGUUGUGCUGCUUCAUUUAAUGCACUGUGGAACAAACUUAAGGGUAUGGUUGGUAUGUGAUUGUGAUAACUUAGACUUUUAGCUCUCUUGACAGUAUGAGGUUAACAUGUUAAAAGAUGAGUUGAAGUUUAUGUGUAUGAAGUGACUUAACUAUGCAGAAAAUAGUUGGAUGUACCUGUUUGAUGUACAUCUGUUGUACUUAUUCCCUCUCAUUGUUCAGGUUACCUUGAGACAGGCCAUGCUUAGCACAGGACUAGAUUUUCUCCUUUUGAGAUACUUAAAUAUGGUUUGAGGAAAUCAGAUGAUAAAGAAGUAUGCCGAAUAUGCAAUAAUUUCCUUCUAUUGAGUGCUGCAUUUUAAGAAGCUAAAUGAGAAGUGUAGCUAUGUUGGCUUCAUUAUGUUUCAUGUGUUUUGAGAGAUAGAUAGGUCUUUGAAUUCACUUUUUAAAUGUUCUGAUGUUCCAACCACAUGUUCCAAGGUGCAGUGCACUGUGAAUCUUUCAUUUUAAAAAAUUUUGUAGGUGCUUUUAUCCGUAACUUUAAUGAUUUAUAGUUUAGAUUAAUAAUACGUGUUAAAUGAAUUGUUUUUAUACUUAACCAUUGUAAUCCAAAAGAUAAGGGUAUGGUUUACAUGUUUUUUUUACAAGUUUUUGUUAAGAAAUAGCAAACAAAUGGUUUUAGGAUUUCAAAUAGGGAUGCCCUCUGGAGACAUGAACAUUUGGAGAGGUCUGAGAAUCUAAUAGUUCUGUUAGCAUGGGUGAAAUUUGAUUAAAAUUGUUUGAAGUAGUAUAUAAAGGAUAAAGUCUCCCAGUGCUAUCAAAGGAAAGACAUUGUAGAAAUUGCUUGCUUUUUUGAGCUUUGAAUACCUUUAUUUUUGUAUUAAAUAUCCAUUAGUAAAUACAGAUAAUGAAGAUAUAUAGCAGAAUUAAUUUUAUGCUAUAAGAUUAGGUUGUACUCUUUCUUUUGAAGGCUUUAAUAAUUUGUAAUGUCAACUUGAUUCUAAGUGAAUGACAUUCAUCCACUAUAGGAAUUAAAUUCCUUUCUACAACUCAACAUAUUGUGUUCUCUAGGAAAGUUAAGGUCUGUGUGCACUAAAUCAUUUCAUUUCCUAUUCCUUUACUUAUCUAUUCUCUUAGGUUUCUUGUUUUUUUUUUUUUUUAAACUCCAGCAUUUAGUUAACUUAGUAAGUAGAGCAAAAUCAAUUAGAAAAAUUAGACUUUUUGCUGAGUUGGUCUUCUUAACUAUGUUACCUCUGUUGGCUUUUUAUUUUUGUACAGGUGGACCUCUGCUCAGAUUGUUUUGAUUGACAUCUAUUGUGCCUCUGUAUUCUCUGAGGCAGUGUUUUCUUUGUAUAUGAAUCAUAGUUGCAUUCAUUAACACUUCCUCAUGAUCUUGACUUUUUUCUAGCCUGGGGGAAGGGGUUCAUGUGUAUCAUAAAGAGAUCAUUAUUUUGUUUGGAUGUUAUUCUUUACCUUUAUGUAAAAAGAGAACACUGUCUUAGAGAAACAACACUUUUGUUAACCUUAGUUGCUUAUUUCUUAUGUCCUAAAACUUUAAAGUGCAUUUGUAUAGUUGCCAGAAAUUCUAAAAAUGAACUUAAGAUGGGCCUUCUCAGCAUCUUUUUUCUUCCUAGAAUUGAAUUACUCUUGAAGUCUGCCUGCCUGUCAGAAGGUGGCAGAUUGCAAAUGAGCAGUACAAGCUUUGUCCCAUGCUUUCAAAGUAGAGUUCUGGAUUGCACAUUCUAAAAUUGGUGAUAGAUUAGUAUUAUAGAACAAAAAAGUGCCCUGAAAAGAAAAGAUAGCUAUAGUUGCUGGGCAGAGUAUAAGAAGGACAUUGUAGAAGAUGUAUCAAUCCUUGAGUGCUGUACGAUGCAUCAAGUCUAAGCAUAGUCUAAUAUAUAUAAGGCCAUUGCCAAGCAUUUUCUAACCCUGAAUAAAGUUAGUAUGAUUGCCAAGCAAUCCAGUGAAUCUAAAGUAAUUUUUCUCACUUUAAAGACCAGUGUUUGGGAAUCUGGUCCUUUCUGUGCUGUAUCAUUGCAGAACUCCAGCCACUCUGAAGUGACUGCUUUCUUAUAGGAAGGUAACCCAGAGUGCAUACAGCUACAGUCAGUUGUAUGAGGCAGCUAUACAUUUGUCCUGAAUGGUUGAUUAUUCAUUUCUUGUCAGCUAGUCUCCUUGUGACAAAUAGCAUUUAUUAUUGAAAUAGUCCAUAGCUAGUGAAAAGAAUGAAGUUAACUCUCAUACAUGGGACUAAGUGUUGGCUUUUACCAGCAGAGUUAUUCAGACUUUAGUAUAAAGUACAAAGAAGUGUACAGAAAAGAAAACACACACACAAAAACACUAUGAUAAAACAUAGAGGUUUUGUCUUAAAAAGUAUUCAUAAUAGAAUCUCUCAUUCUGGUCCCCAGACUAAUGAAAUCACCAGUAAAGAGAUUACAUUUUCCUUGGGUCUUCUGUAAUUAGCAGAGGGGAUGAUCUGUAUAUAUUAGUAGCUUGAAAGCACAAUCUAAAAAGAAUUAACCUUCAUAAGGUGUCUGCAUUAUCUGAGUAGUUGUUGGCCUAGGGAGCUCUGGGGAAAGAGAUCGAAUGCAGAAAUCAGUUGCGGGUGUGUGUGUGAUUUUUGUCUCCUCCUCAUAGACUUUUUAGUCCUUUAGUCCAGGAAAACAGUGAGGCCCUGAAUAUAUAUUUGCUGCAGGUAGUUGGGUAUUUUUCCUUAUUGGCCAGUCUGUUGAGUGCCAUUUUUAAAAAGUUUGUUAAUCCUUUUUCUUGGUGUGACUGGCCAGGAAGCCAUUGAGGUCUCCCCUCCCCUGUUUUUUCCUGGUGACUUGUCCCUUCUAUUGAUCUUUUUAUUUGUGCUAUAUCCCUUUGGCCACUGUGAGAAUUUGCAAGUAGUGAAUUAUAUUUUGCCUUCUGGAGGUGACUUCACUUUGACACUUGGGCCACAAGCAGAUAAGAAGGCUGUGAACACUUGUGUUCUUUUGAGUCUCAAUGCAUGUAGUUGUCAAAUUGGUUGGGAACAGAAAACUUGUGUGUGGUUUAAGGUGAAUUAGGCAGUAUUUGCUGGUCCUCAGUCUUAAAGAGGUCUUAAGUAACAUUCUUAGGAUAGUAGAAUUUUUGAGGUAAAGUGUAACACUUUAAUCUACUUUGAAUUGAAUCUAAGGGCCUAAAACAAUCUUAACAGCUACAAACUGGUAAAUGAGUUGGGCACAAUUCUACAUUCUUUGUUAUUUCUCCAGCUUUAAGAAAUUAGCAUAUGGUUUUAUGAUAUUUAGGAAUAAACUAUGGAUGGCAGAAAAUGAAAGCAAAUUAAGGUUCUCAACUGUGAAUGAACUUUAGAAAGGUGAUGUCUUUUCCUUAGUAGUUCGGUUGAUUAGAUGUGUUAAUGCUUUUGGAACAUAUGAGUAGCAGUGGACUUGCACUCUUCAUGCACUGAUAGAAAAGCACAAGACGCAUCUGCAAGAAUUUCUUUGUGCAUUUCACUACUGUCCUACAGCACUGCUGUCUUUGUGGUCCAUUUUAGGUUUAUGUUUGGAUGUUGCACAAGUAACUAUUAAAUGUCAAAUGCAAGUGUCCAAAGAAAUGAGCCUUUAAUUUUACUUAUUGUUUAAAGUUAGGACAGGAGACAGUUAACCCGACUUACACUUUUUAAAUAUUACAAACUCUUUUUCUUCAGUAACAAUUAGGGAAGGACAAUAAAAUCACAAACUAUUUUGCUUUAUAUAUUUUUCUCUUACAAUUAUUUUUGAAGUUUCUUAGCUUAAAAUCUUUUUAAAAAUCAUCUUUGAUAGGUAUUGACAUCCUAGUUCUAUGUACAAUUCAGAUGAUUUUAUCUCUUGGCUUUAAUGAAACUUUAAAACAAUCUUAUUUCAGAGUGAUUAAUCAAAUGGAAUAAUGUUCAUGUAUUAGCUAGCUUAAGUGAAAUGUCUCUUAAGUAAGACUGUCUUUCAUCUAACCAAAAUAAGGUGUAUAGUUUUGUUUGGGUAAGGAAGGGAAUGAGAAUUUUUUUUUUUAAAUACGUAUAUUCUGUGCCUGUUUCUAAAACAAGAUUUGAAGUGGCUUUUUUACACUAUGCUGUGAAGAUUAGAUAAUGUUGGAGGAAGAU